GCUUCGCAAUGCAUAGUUUUUUUGCGCCUCUGCCGCGAAUAUCUUUCUCUCUGUGCUCUAGCUCCUCGCUUCACAUUAAUCAAUCGUAGCGUCACGAGUUAGAGGUGGCUGCAGGAAAAUACGAUGCCAGGAGCUCAAGCCCCGCAGCAGAUCUUCACUAUCGAGCAGUUGGUUGCUCUGAACCCCUACAAUCCCGACAUCCUUCCGGAUUUGGAGAGCUACGUUGAAGAGCAGGUUGCGACUCAGACGUACAGCUUGGAUUGCAACUUAUGUCUUCUCCGCCUUUACCAGUUCUACCCAGCUCGCAUGAAUGUUCACCUUAUCAUUAAAGUGCUUGUGAAGGCAUUGAUGGCACUACCUGCCACAGACUUUAAUUUGUGCAUGUUCCUGAUCCCAGAAAGACUUCAAAUGGAGGAGACCUUUUUGAAUCUUGCUACUUUGGCUCACUUUCUAGAGACAUCUCGUUUUCGAGAAUUCUGGGACGAGGCCAACAGAAACAGGGAUAUUCUUGAAGUUGUCCCCGGAUUUGAGCAAGCCCUUCAGGGAUACGCUAUCCAUGUGCUCUCAAUCACUUAUCAGCGUUUGCCUCGAUCAAUUUUGGCUGAGGCUAUCAAUAUGGAAGGACUUUCCUUGGAUAAAUUUUUGGAGCAUCAAGUAAACAAUAAUGGCUGGGCACUUGAGAAAGGUGGCAAGGUGGUCGUUUUGCCCUUGAACGAGGACAACCAGCCAGUACUGAGACGGAACACUGCUGAUAGCAUACCAUUGGAACAUGUUGCAAGGAUCCUCCCUGUGUUAGUUUGAAAGGGUUCAUGAGGAGUGCAACAUUGAGGGAAACAACAUGAAGAAAUCUGUUUUAUCCGGAAGGUCGGCGUAGGUUCUUUCAGAAGAGGUGCUUCACACUCUGUAGUCGAAUGCAAAGAUUACUGUAAUAGAAUUUGGGACAGCAGAGGUUAGUGGGUGUGUGCUUGUUUGUGGUCUGUUGGCAAUCGUCCUAAACAGGCAUUUUGUAAUUGGAUAUUAGUAAACUGCUGGUAAUUUAUUCAUUUCGUAUGAAGCGAGAGCUGCAAUCGAUUACUUUUUUCUCCA
Molecule: messenger RNA, 1086 nt
Organism: Physcomitrium patens
Lineage: Eukaryota; Viridiplantae; Streptophyta; Bryopsida; Funariales; Funariaceae
Product: eukaryotic translation initiation factor 3 subunit K
Biological process (GO): regulation of translational initiation
Cellular component (GO): eukaryotic translation initiation factor 3 complex; cytoplasm
Molecular function (GO): ribosome binding; translation initiation factor activity
Source: RefSeq, a predicted model, not a curated record